GCCUUAAGGCCUGCUUGUGCUAUCGCUUCCUUGCUCCUUGUGCUGUUGUUACUGGCAUGCAAACUCAACUUGGCUUCAGCCUCCUCAGGAGGCGUGAUGGGAGGGAAUUUCUUUGAUUCUGAUUCUUCAUCCUCUUCAGAAUCAUCCACGAUUGAUUCAGAGCCCCUGCAUCGGCGUGAAGAAGAAGCUCAUUCUUCUCCUGCUGAUGCUGAUGGGCUUGGUUGGGGAACACACGGUGGAGUACUUAUGUUUCUGAUCUUCAUAUUUGGUGUGUUUUUUGUUGGAUUUUGUAAAGACACCGAUGCAAAUACUAUUACUCUCUGCAAGCUUCAGGUUGCGAUGUUUGGCGGGAGUAAAGGAAGCUCGAUACAAAGGGAUCUAACUAGGAUUGCAAAAGCUGCAGAUACUUCCUCUAGGGAAGGUGUGAGCCAUCUAUUGACAGGUAGUAUCAGGAAGAGAGGAAUUGCUUGUGAUAAUUAUCUAAUCAUCAUGUAGGUCUUCUGAGAUAUUUCUUUAUGGUUUUGCUGAAUUAUGUGAACAUCAGUAUUAUUAUGUGUUUUCGUCAAUUGGUCUGGAUUAGAUAGAUGGUAAGAAAUGUACAAAUGUGAGGUGAUGUCUAUGUGUGGGAGUGUUGGA
This is a messenger RNA of Lotus japonicus, 636 nucleotides long. RefSeq lists its product as uncharacterized. Bases 97 to 495 code for a protein of 132 amino acids. NCBI's taxonomy places the organism in Eukaryota, Viridiplantae, Streptophyta, Magnoliopsida, Fabales, Fabaceae. Gene Ontology annotation, cellular component: chloroplast. The record is from RefSeq and is a predicted model, not a curated record. The transcript is spliced from 2 exons.